Molecule: messenger RNA, 3513 nt
Organism: Epithele typhae
Lineage: Eukaryota; Fungi; Basidiomycota; Agaricomycetes; Polyporales; Epitheliaceae
Exons: 9
Coding region: 1-3513 (1170 amino acids)
Biological process (GO): chromatin remodeling
Cellular component (GO): nucleus
Molecular function (GO): histone H3K9 demethylase activity; histone H3K36 demethylase activity
Source: RefSeq, a predicted model, not a curated record
AUGGCGUCAGCAGCCUCCUCUCCCUCGUCCUCGCAACCCUCCUCUCGCGGCCCUGGCUCCCGGGCAUCGUCCCCAGCAAUCCCGGUGCAGCCUGACCACUUCUACGGCCACGACGCCGUCCAGUUCCCGCCCUCUCCCCACUCCGAGGGCCGCGCGUGGCUCGACCCGAAGGACGACCCGAACGCGGAACGCGGCAUCCCCGUCUUCCGCCCGACGAUGGCCGAGUUCGCAGACUUUGAGGAGUACAUGAACCGCGUCGAGCCGUGGGGCGUGCGCAGCGGGAUCGUGAAGAUUAUCCCCCGAAGGAGUGGUGCGACGGAACGGCUGCCGUCGGUCGUCCCGCAGCUCGGGCACGUGAAGCUUACGAGCCCGAUCGAGCAGCGCAUGGAGGGCUCGAACGGGCGGUACCUGCAGUGCAACAUGGAGAAGCGGAGGACGAUGAGCGUGCGCGACUGGGCGGAGCUCUGCGCGCAGGACCAGUACCGCGCGCCGGGCGUGCACGAGAUGGGCGGCCGGAACGCGCGCGCGAAGGACGCCGGGACCGGUGCGAGGCGGACGAGGAGGAGUGGCGGAAGCAGGAGGGGCACGACGGUGGCCGGGGCGUCGGAGACGGCGGAGCCGGACGCGAUGCAGGUGGACGUGAAGGCGGAGGAGGAGGAGGGGCGCCCCGCGGAGUUUGCGUCUGCGCUGAUCUCCCCGCCGCACAGCAAUCGCGCGUUGUCUCCCGUCGUCGAGAAUGGGGAGAAGACUGCCGCUGCAGGUUCGGCGCCUGUCCCGGGGCCUUCGAGGCUAGAGCACACGCCAGCGCGGGGAGAGGAGGAAGAGGAAGGGGCGGAGAUUAAGGAUCUGGUCGAGGUCGCAGAAGACGUCAAGCCCAAAAAGCAAAAAAGGGUUCGAGCACAUGUGCAGACGGAGAAGAACGCACGCAAGGACGCCCAGUUCUUGGAGAACUUCGAUCCGCAUGCCGCGUGGCUUCCGCCCGAGACCGAAGCAAGCAGUUACACGGCGGAGUUUUGCAAAGAGCUCGAGCGGCGGUACUGGAAGACGUGUUCGUUCGGCAAGGCGCCGUGGUACGGUGCAGACAUGCAAGGCUCACUGUUCACGGACGAGACGACGACGUGGAAUGUAGCGCACCUUCCUUCAACACUCACGCGGUUGCUGUCGCCAUCUUCAAAGGGAUUACCAGGGGUCAACACUCCCUACCUCUAUUUCGGCAUGUGGAGGGCUACUUUUGCUUGGCACGUCGAGGACAUGGACCUCUUCAGUAUCAACUACAUUCACUUCGGUGCUCCCAAGUUCUGGUACGCCGUACCUCAAGCACGCGCCUCGGCCUUAGAACAAACACUGAGGAGCAUGUUCCCCGGCAACAACUGCCCCCAGUUCCUUCGACACAAGUCCUAUCUUGCCUCUCCGACUCUCCUUGCUGGGUCUUCCUGCCGCCCAAACUGCCUCGUUCAACGCGAGGGCGAGUUCGUCAUCACAUUUCCUCGUGGCUACCAUGCAGGCUUCAAUCUCGGCUUCAAUUGUGCCGAGAGCGUCAAUUUUGCUCUUGACAGCUGGAUCGACAUUGGCCGGACUGCCAAGAUCUGCACUUGCGUCGACUUCAGUGUCCGCAUUGACGUCGAUCAACUCUUGUAUGAACGCGCGUCGGAAGGCAACGAGGUCUACCGCAAUCGCAGGAAGCUUUGCUCCAUCAAAUUGCUCCCGCCCAGCAACCCGGAUAGUGAGUCGGAGGCGAAAGCCCAGGCACCUCAGCCUCACCCGCAAGCUCCCCACAAGCGCAAGGCAGAGGAUAAUGCCGCUCCGAAACCCAAGAAACAAAGGACGAAGGCUACUGUUUCGUCAGAACAGCCAAUCGCGUCAUCCUCUAAGCUGGCGGAUUCCACGAAGCAGCUCAAGGUCACGCUAAAGCUUCCACCCCCGCCCAAGCAGCCGGAACCGUUCCCGUGUUGUUUGUGCGUGUCAAUGUCUCACGAUGGCUUGUUGCGAGUGCAAGACCCUCCUGCGUGGUGGUACGAGCCGGGAAACAUCGCUGCCGCCGUGGCGGGGACCUGCAUGGCCCACGCGGAUUGUGCAAGUAUCGUACCGGAGACGUGGGUGGAUGUGCUUGAUGGUGGCGAGCUCGAACCCGAUGGAGAAAAGGAGCGUGUAGUAUUUGGCGUUGAUGGUAUCGUAAAGGAUCGGUGGAAUUUGAAAUGUUCCGCUUGCAGCAAGGUGAGACACAAGACACACGGUGCACCGGUUCAGUGCACGAAGGGUCGGUGUUCGAAGGCAUUCCACGUCUCAUGUGCGAAAGAAGGGCACGAAUCAGGGAUUGUCUUCAAGGUCCUUCGCGAGGUCGAGAAGGAAGUUGUCGCCGUGGACAACCAGACGAUGGCACCUCCAGCUCUAUCUUCCCAGCCCACAAGUGAUCCAGUCCUCAUGUUGCAUCCUGGUAGCACUUCAGCUGCCGCGUCUUCAUCAUCAUCGUUUAUUCCAACACCGCCCUCCGCCGAACAACAACCUAUGGACGUCGACGGGAACUGUUCUCAGCCGUUGCUUCCAUCCCCAGACGAACCAGAACCUGCACCUAGGACUAUCAAGAAAGCAGAGUUCGAGCUGUUGUGUCAUCAGCACAAUCCGGACACGCUGGCGCUCAAGAAGGCACAGCAGCAGGAUAGGAUCCGGAAACAGCUUCUUGCUCUGCCGCCCAUGUCGAGAAUCAAGUUGCGCGUCACCGCUGGUGUCUUCGAAGUUACACUCGUUCGCCUCAUCGAAGAGUCGGCCUCUGUCGAGGUUCUCUGGGAUCAGGGCAUGAAGCGAGAAUUCAAGUGGCGAAGCGUUGUCUUCGGUGACACAGAUGUCGCCGGCUCGAAACCAACCGUCGCUGCUCCGGACCGCUCCAAAGGACCGUCUCAACCCGGAUUCACGGAGACAAGCGCGCCGCUUCAGAUCUCCCCAGGACCUUCUGCAUCUACCCUCGGCCAACAGACGACGGCUAUCCAUCUUUCUAAGCCAUCCACGUACCAGCAGUAUCAAUCAUGGUCGCAGUACCAGUACGCUUCUCUUCCGGGAAUGCAACCAGCGCCGGCCCCUGUCGCUGUGGGUCAGCUUCCGGCAAGCCAUUCAUAUUCGCAUGGCGCGAUAUAUCCACCGCCGCCUCAAAUCCCGCCGGCACCUUCAGGAUACUUCCCCUACGUGGGCGGGGCAGCGGCGACGUCGUACGGGAUGUACCCCCAGUACGGCCAUUUGGCGGCACCGGUGCUGAGCACGCCUCCGUCUCAACCCCCCGCACCUUAUCGACCGCCGGCGGACUCGCAAAUGAUGUUGAAUUGGCAACGCCCGUACGCGGGGCCUAAGAUUGCUCCCACUCCACCUCCUGCCCCCACCCUUCCCUCGACGAGUGCCGUUGCAACUCAGCCCACUCCGAACCCUUCACCACAGGCGACGGUGGCCGCUGCGGAGGCAAUACCGACCGAAGCUGCUUCCCCAGUGGUAGAAGCAUUGCCUACGACGGUGGUUGCUGAUGCUUAG